Molecule: messenger RNA, 2013 nt
Organism: Selaginella moellendorffii
Lineage: Eukaryota; Viridiplantae; Streptophyta; Lycopodiopsida; Selaginellales; Selaginellaceae
Exons: 8
Coding region: 24-1130 (368 amino acids)
Cellular component (GO): Golgi apparatus
Source: RefSeq, a predicted model, not a curated record
CCUAACCCUCCGAGCUGGGAGGUAUGGCGCGCUCGAAGGCGCCCAGGGCAUUUGUCCUGCGCAGGCAUUUGCUGUGCGCAGCUGCGGCGAUGGCGCUUCUCGUCGUGUGGGCAAUGUGGAUGAGCAAGGAAAAUGAGGAGGCCGGGAGCGGCCACACGAGGUAUCUGUACUGGGGAUCCAGAAUUGAUUGCCCUGGCAAGAUGUGUGAGGCCUGUGGAGGUCUGGGACACCAAGAAUCCAGCCUACGCUGCGCUCUGGAGGAGGCGAUUCAUCUAAACAGGACAUUUGUGCUUCCUUCGACGAUCUGCAUUGUUGGAAAGCACAACGAUCGAAUGCUUCCUGGGACGUCCUCCAGUUGGGACUCGAGAGAGUGUGCUGUGGAGGCUUUGUACGAUUUGGAUCUCAUGUCCUCUACUGGAAUUCGUGUCAUCACGGACAGCUCCAGAGAAUGGAUCUCUUCACUACGAGCAGCGCGUAGCGUCGAGCAUGCUCUGGUGAACGUUCAUGGAUUAACUCGUCAAGAGAUCUCUCAAAGUCCACUACACUCGCAUGCAUUGAUCAUUAAUCGGACAGCCAACUCGCUUGCAUGGUUUGUGGAAUGCAAGGAUAGGAAAAACCGCUCCGCCGUGAUGCUCCCAUACGCAUAUCUUCCAACAAUGGCCGCAAAGCAACUUCGUGAGGCUGCCGAAAAGAUACAGCAACGUCUUGGGGACUAUGAUGCGAUGCAUGUCCGGAGAGGAGACGUGCUGAAGGUUAGAAAAGACGGGCAGGGGGAGAAAAAGACCAAAUUCCCACACCUGGACAGAGAUACACAGCCAGAAGCAAUUCUCCGGCGGAUAUCCGCCUGGGUACCACGGGGACGGACACUCUACGUUGCGUCCAACGAGAGAAAACCGGGCUUCUUUGAUCCAUUGGGAUCCAGAUAUAAGAUUGCAUCUUCAUCUAAUUUCAGUGACAUCCUGGGCCCUGUUAUUCAUAACAAUUACCAGCUUUUUAUUGUGGAUCGGCUGGUUCUCUCCGGCGCAAAAACGGUCAUACAGACAUUUAAAGAGAACCCCGGGGACCUUAGCCUGACAGACGACGAGAAGAAAGUCCUCAGGUGGCAAAAACCUGUCUAUACGUUUGAUUGAGAAACGGCACGCAGCACAAGCAGAAGCUUUGUGCUUCCCAAAACCAGGUUUUAAAAGCAUUGAACGGGGAACUUUAGCUCAUGUUGCGGUAAGCAUACUAACUUUUCGUGGUCUCAACUCCAGAGCUGAAACGGCUUAUUGGAUGUAUGUAUGCAUUGCGUCUAUGGGAUGUGAGUGCAUACAUGCCCAUCGAUGUGAUGCAUUAAAGCUUCGCCAACGUGCUUCUCGUGGUAUGGACUAUAAAGUCGCUCCCGUUUUGCUCGCGGCACGACGAAGUCCUUGAAAAAUCAUUUUAAAUUGAUAAAACUUGUGUAUAUUUCUAUAUUUGAUCUUCCAGGAGUGGUGCCGAUAAACCCAGUCGAUCUCUUGCUUGGAGCGCCUGCAACAGCAGUUUGUGCUGAAGGCAGCGACGAAAAACACGAGAGCUUGUACGAGAAAUCCAAGCAACGAUCCGGAGAGCAGUCCCUGUGCACACAAGAUGAAAAAGCUCCAAGCGUGAACAACUCAUCGAACCUCUACUCGAAGAUGAAAGACAAAUCCCAGCACAUAUGAUAAAGGCAACCCGACAACGUAAUACGCUCCAAUGUUUCCAAGUGCUGCUAUGGAUUGCCAUCCACAUCCGGAAGCGACUCCUGCAACAACAGGAAAGGAACUGAGUUUCGCCGUUAUCCCACUGGACAUAUGAUACGAACCAUAACCAACGCUGUGGAGGGCUGAAAGGAUGACGAAACCGCUCGCAAACGGUAUCAUCCUUCCAACGUAGGACACAACUUGGCUGUCGCUGCUAAAGGCGUGUCCCACGACGUUCCUGGAGAGCAGCAAAACCAGCAUUGCCAAGGUUGCGUAGACUAAACAAAUGAGCACUGCUACUCUGAAAGCAAAA